AAAAAAUCACAAAAGGUGUAGGCUCUCUAUUCCACUCAUGAAGAUGGUUAUUGUAUCAUCAGAAUGAAGAAAGAUGAGUGCUUUGCUUUCUUCUGCUCUGGCCACCGCCUCCGCUUCCACAGCCCUCCGCCGCAGUAAUAAAUGCAUUUUCAACUCCAAGGCUUUUGCCUCGUCCUCUUAUUACCUCCACCCUUUUCUACUUAGAGUUACAAAUGAUUCUAAAAGCACACAAUUGUCUCCAGAUGCUACCAUUGACAGAUCAGAGGCCGAUAAAAUUGUGGAUGGUAUGGACUUUGGUGAGCUCUGCAAUGAGUUUGAGUGCAUCAGUAGCCCUUUGGUGGAAUCUACAGCAAGACAACUUGCCCGUGAUAUUCUAGAGCUUCGGGAAGGCAAUCGUGCCCUUGGGACUUAUGCUGUUUCUGUCAAAUAUAGGGAUCCAGUCAGAAGUUUUACUGGUCGUGAGAAAUACAAGAGACGAUUAUGGGCAACCAAGGCACUCGACAACCCAACUGUGUCUGUGCAGGAAAUGACGAUGUUAUCAACCAGUGUCCUCAUCAUUAAGUGGAGAAUCAAAGGGAAGCUGAAAUCUUUUCUUGCUGGUGUAGGAUCAGGAGAUUUGAUAUUAAAAGUUAAUUCACAAUUCACUCUCAACCAAAUUAGUGGGCAAGUGGUUGAGCAUGAGGAAUUCUGGGAUUUAUCAUCUUCAUCAAUAAUUGCACAGGCAUUCUUCUGGGCAUCUCGACGUCUUUUUGCCACAGUUGAGGCUGGAAAAGAUUUGGCUGAUGGUGUUAAGAACUUGACAAGCCGUUUCUCAACUGAUGAGAAAGAAAACUUGGAGAUGUAUCCAGACCCCUCGGGUGAUCCAAUGAAGUUCUUUCAAAGAGAUGACAACUUCCAAAGAGAUGCGUACCAAAUUGCACUAUUUCUGGCAGUCCUCUAUUUUGUAGUUCAGUUUUUGAAAUUAACAUUAUAAUAACAGCUCCGAGGACAGUCACUUUUGUAAUUGUUGUUGUAAUUAUAAAUACCAGCACAGUGUAUAUUGUUGUAUAAAAUUAAUCUUGUAUUAUUAAUUUUAA
This is a messenger RNA of Juglans microcarpa x Juglans regia, 1076 nucleotides long. RefSeq lists its product as uncharacterized. Gene Ontology annotation, cellular component: chloroplast. Lineage: Eukaryota; Viridiplantae; Streptophyta; Magnoliopsida; Fagales; Juglandaceae. The transcript is spliced from 5 exons. Bases 74 to 973 code for a protein of 299 amino acids. The record is from RefSeq and is a predicted model, not a curated record.